Messenger RNA from Bactrocera oleae (olive fruit fly), 4669 nucleotides. It is a transcript of the gene scrt, whose product is annotated as scratch. Gene Ontology annotation, cellular component: nucleus. The record is from RefSeq and is a predicted model, not a curated record. Gene Ontology annotation, biological process: regulation of gene expression. Lineage: Eukaryota; Metazoa; Arthropoda; Insecta; Diptera; Tephritidae.
AAGGGUUGCUUACGUUCGGUUCGCAUUUCUCUUCUCUCUUAUAUAAUAUUCUCUUGUACGGAUCCUUAAGUUUUUUUCCACCUCAAUCAAUUCUAUGCAUUGUUUUUUUUUUGGUACAAAAAUUCUCAAACUUAACUCUAACUUUUAACUAAAUUUUUUUUAACAACAACAAAAAAUUUAUACAACAAUAUUAACAAAAAACAACGGCGCGCAGUUCAACAAGAGCAUAAAAAAGUGUUAAAAAAAUAUUGAAAAUAAUAAAAGAAAUCGCAUGUUUGUGUGUGUGUGUGUUCGUUGAAAAAACGUGUGCAUAACGGUACAAGCAUAUAUUGAAUUGUACGCGACAUUUGUUUAAAACUAUUGCAUUUUGGCUACAAAAAUCUAACUGCUAAGCAAAAUCUAUAAAUUACUUACUUGCUUUCGUAUACUUUCCGGCGUACGCCUCGACUAGAACGCCAACAAACGCCACGCCACAAAAUAGCCGCAAAUUGGGUGGCUCUAAAGUGCAAAGUAGAACGUAGCGCGGCUGACAACUGAAUCACGGAUUAAAAAUCAAUACACAGUCGAAGAAAAGUUUUACGAAAAACGCAUAAAAAACACACACGAAAACAACAACAAAAACACAAGUGCAACACAACGCAAGCGAAAACUAUAAACAAAAGCAAUCAAUGGCAACAGCACGCAUUUGUGCUUAAAAGGCAACAACAACGGCGACAAGCAGUUGAAACUUGUAAGCGCCAUGGUAGGCGUGCUAUAUUUACCUAGCAUAGAAGAGCACACAUACAUAUGUAUGGCAUAGAAAAUAAACUUUAAAAAGCAAACUUACAAAGCAAUUCGGCAUAUUUAUGCAUUAACAACAACAACGAGCAAAAAUAAGCAAUAAACACAACAACCGUUAUUGUUGAGAAACAGUAAAAAACUAAAAGCGUAAAGAUUACAAGAAAAAAUUGAAGAAAAAAUUUAAUCAAAAAAAAGUUUAAAUAAAAAAUUUUAAUGAAUUAAAAAAAAAAUUAAAAUAUAAAUUAAAAAAAAAUAACAACAAACAUCGCAUGACAGCAACAGCGUGGCAGCUCGAAAAACUUGGCAUGCCAGCGAAAAUGUGCAGCAAACAGCACUUAAAAUCCAAAUAAAAGUGGCAUACAACCAGCUGCAGCAACAUCUAAUGUUUAACCCUUAGUUGACCAAAACUCUAAGAUUUCGUCGGGCAAACUAUAUAUAUACAUAUACUAAAACUCGUAUAAAUGUAAAUAUAUUUAACAAGAAAAAAGAAAAAAACUUCGAACUAUUUAAGAAUUCCACACAAACAAUGUCUAGUGUUUAUUUACAAUAGCCGCAACAACAACAACAAUAGCACCAAAAGCUCAACUUUACUAAACACACUUAGCUCGCACGAAAUAUCUAACAACUUUACUGCAAACUACUGGAUUUCACGCAAAAAUACGAAAAACAAUAAUAAUAAAAUUUAAAAAAAUUUCACGCCUCAAACCCUCAAACCCCGCUCCGCCAACUCAGUUCGUCAUCAUUUGCCACUAGCAAUUUUUCUUUAGUACCAAAAUCACACCCGCCACGCUACCAUGCCACGCUGCUUAAUGGCGAAGAAAUGGAAAGCUUAUCCAUGGCUCGAACGCAUCGAGGAUAAUACGAUGGCUGUGGCGGCGAAUGACAGCGACAAAACACAAGCGACCGUUAUAAGUCACGAAUUGCUGCACAAACGUAGCGUUGCGGCAGCAUCACCCAGUCCACAGCAGCAGCAGCAGCAACAACAACAACAAACGCAGUACAAUAGAAGAUCAUCGAAGUCGCGGCGCUCCACCAUCGAUGAUGAUGAGGAGAUCGAUGUAGUGGGUGAUAAUGCGCACGCUUUGGCCACAGCCAGCACUGAACUGGUGGAUAAUAGUAAAGUUGUAACAACUGCUGCAAGCAAUACAGCGACUGGCGCUAACGGUGCCACACCUACGGCUACGUGCUGGGGUCCUUCGUCGCCAACAGCGGGCGCUACAGCGCCGAGUCCACCACCACAUUCACCAGAGGCGGCAACGCGCGGUGCAACGGCGUUGUAUAACGGUUUCGGCCAUGAAGCUUCGCCCAUGCACUAUACAGCGUACCUGCCACGAAUGGAAAAUGGUGAAGUUACUGUAAUUACAAAUGCCGUUGCGGCAGCGGCGGCUGCUGCAGCUGCUGCUGCUGGCGCCACUGGACAUCACAGCCUACCAACGCUACCGCACGCGCAUCCCUAUUCGUCAUUUGUGCACACGCCGCCGCCUUCGACCGCCUCCUCGCCUUCAGCAUCGCCAACAAGUCACAGCAGCGCGAUGACAGCGUCCAGCAGUCAAAACCACAACAACAACAGCAGCAGCAGCAUUAGCAGUAGCAGUAGUCACAGCAGUGAACGCCUUAGUCCGCCCAUGAUACGCAUCAAAACCGAAGCGCCAAGCGAUGAGCAUAUACAAAAACAUCACCACAACAACAACAACAAAGUAACUAGCGAGUCCAGCGUAUUGCGCAAUAAAUCGUUGGCAAUGUGUUUCACCAGCACUGGUGCUGCGUUGUCGCUGCCACCCAAAAAGAAAGACAUCUACCGUCCAUAUUCGCUGGACGACAGGCCGAGCGUCGAGCGUUUACGUACGCCUUACGAGAGUUUGCGCAUACCAGCGGAAGAGGAUCUGCAUGCCGCACACGCCAUACUCGAUUUGAGUGCUUCCACAGCCUUCCAUCCGCCAAUACAGCCACACCAACUACAACAGUCGCAACAAGCGCAACCGCUGCAACUGCAACAAACAGCGGCGCCGCCACCAGCGUCACACCAACAGUUGCAUCACCACCAGCAACAUCCGUUGCAUCAAAUCACGCACGCCAUACAAUUGCAACAGCAGCAGGAGACAGCUACCACCGUAGCAGCGAGCUUGCAACACACGGGCGCAUCUAUAGCGGAUUUGGCGGCCGCUGCUUGCGUGGCCAACGAACAGCGCCCGCGUAGCACUGCUUCGUUGCAUAGUGUUUUUAGCGCUAGCGAUAGCGAUCGACAGCCGAGUUCGCCGGCCAGCAGUGUGCAGAAUGAGAACAGUAAUACCACAAAUCAACUAACGGCGCUGCAGUCGCCAACAUCGGCGAAUGGCGCCAACAAAACCGUCGCCUACACCUACGAAGCCUUCUUUGUUAGCGACGGCCGUUCGAAGCGUAAACAUGUGGUUGACGCGGCGGCUGUGGUACAACAAGAUCAGCAGCGCGCCAAGUACACAUGCACCGAAUGUGGCAAGCAGUAUGCCACAUCGAGUAAUCUCUCGCGUCACAAGCAGACACAUCGCUCGCUUGACUCGCAAUCGGCCAAAAAGUGUCACACCUGCGGCAAGGCGUACGUUUCCAUGCCCGCCCUAGCCAUGCACUUGCUCACGCACAAACUCUCGCACAGUUGCGAUGUCUGCGGCAAGCUCUUCUCGCGUCCCUGGCUACUGCAGGGUCAUCUACGCUCGCACACCGGUGAAAAGCCCUAUGGCUGCGCGCACUGUGGCAAAGCCUUUGCGGAUCGUUCCAAUUUGCGUGCACACAUGCAAACGCAUUCGAUCGAUAAGAAUUUCGAGUGUAAACGCUGUCACAAGACAUUCGCGCUCAAGUCGUACCUCAACAAGCAUCUCGAGUCGGCAUGCCUCAAGGACGAGGCGGACAUGCAAUUCGAUAGUGACUUGAGCAAUGAUAUGGUCUCACCAUCGCCAUCCGUCGAAGACUAUCCGCUAACGCCGACAGCACAACAGCAACAACAACUACAGCAGCAACAGCGUCGCUACAUCUGCUCGUCGCCAACGCCGUCGGCAGUAAAGAUUGGCAGCAUCAGCGCGCUAACGAUACCAAUGCCCGCGACGUCGGCGACGGUGGCGACAUUGGCCGUCGGCGCUAUGGUGAAGGUGGAGGCGCCUUUCGUUGGCUAAAAUCAACAUGCACUUGCUAGCUAGCAGCAUGCAGCGGAGUGUUUGGCUGAGCAAACAGUCGGCAGAGUAAGCAGCGUUAAGUGGCCCUUUGGUGCAAUUGUAAGUAAUAUUUAAGCGCAAGCAGGUAGUUAACGAGUGGAGAACUUUUAACAUAGUUGAAGUGCAAAAGUUACGGUUUUGUUGCAAGCAUACCAAUGCACACACUACAUACACGCAUAUUUUGUGUAUGUGUGUGUGUGUGCGUGACUUAUUGACGCGUGAACAACGCUUUGUUGCUUAAACCCCAGUGUAUAUUAACCCUUAAGUGGGGCAGAAAUUACCAGUGACAGUAUGAUUAAUAUUAAAAUUAUUUAUUUUUGUCGAAAAAAAAAAAUAAAAUAUUUUGUGAGAAAUUUCAGUAUUUAAUAUUUGAUAUUAAUACAAAUAUUUUUCUAAUUGAAAAAAUUACAAAAAAAGUGUUUUAUAUUCAGUUCUAAGAUUUCAAAUAAAUCUUUUUUAUUUUUAUGAAAAUAAUAAUUUUUUAUUAGAAAAAAAAUUAACUUAUAUAAAAAAACGCAGAAAUAAUUAAUUUACUUAAAAAUUAAAUUAAUUUAAUUAUUUGGAUACAAAAAUUUAAGUCUUUGUUAUUUGAAUUAAAAGUUAAAAAUAUAUAAACUGGCUUAAAUUAAAAAUUGAAUAAAAUUUAAUUGAGUAAUUUAAAAAAUUAAGAAAAAAAAUUAACUAAAAAAAGGAAAUUAAUAUAAAAA